This is a messenger RNA of Antechinus flavipes (yellow-footed antechinus), 7661 nucleotides long. RefSeq names its product integrator complex subunit 6 (gene INTS6). Gene Ontology annotation, cellular component: integrator complex. The coding region runs from base 3 to 431 and encodes 142 amino acids. Gene Ontology annotation, biological process: snRNA 3'-end processing. NCBI's taxonomy places the organism in Eukaryota, Metazoa, Chordata, Mammalia, Dasyuromorphia, Dasyuridae. The transcript is spliced from 4 exons. The record is from RefSeq and is a predicted model, not a curated record.
CUAUGCCCAUCUUACUGUUCCUGAUAGACACGUCCGCCUCUAUGAACCAGCGCAGCCAUCUGGGCACCACCUACCUGGACACGGCCAAAGGCGCGGUAGAGACCUUCAUGAAGCUCCGUGCCCGGGAUCCAGCCAGCCGAGGAGACAGGUAUAUGCUGGUCACUUUCGAAGAGCCUCCCUAUGCUAUCAAGGCUGGAUGGAAAGAAAACCACGCCACGUUUAUGAAUGAACUGAAAAACCUUCAAGCUGAAGGACUUACGACUCUUGGCCAAUCCCUAAGGACAGCUUUUGAUUUAUUAAAUUUAAAUAGAUUAGUAACUGGCAUAGACAACUAUGGGCAGCUGCUGCUUAUCAAUUUGAGGAUCAGACAAGACCUCUUUUGGAGCCUGGCAACACCAUUCUCUAAUCAGCGAUGGUUCGAUAUGGAGUAAUCAAGUUGCUCUAUUAAAACAUUCCAUGAGACUGCUGGCCUGAGAAAUAAAAGAUGUGCCUAAGACCCAAGAGGUUCAGUUGUUACCUGGAAGUGCAUUCCACUCCUACCACAGGGAUCUGUUAUAGUUAACAUCUGCCCUUGCUCUACUCAGCUUCCAUGAACUAUGACUGCUAGUUAGGACUGUUCUCUCCCACUUUGUUUACAAACUAAAUUUAUAGGAGGAACAUAGCUGAAUUCAGUUGAAGUAUUUUUUUUGGUAACCUGAUAGGGAAAAAUAAUAUGCAUUUCUCAUAAGGCUGUUAUGCUAAUUAAAAAGAUGAAUCUCAAAAUGAAGUUUGAGAACAUAACCUUCAACAUAAUCUUCCUUUUCAGAAUCCUCUCUUUAGAUGUAUUGUGGGGCGGUCCUCUCUUUUUUUUAAAAUACCUGUUUUAGACUAGUCUCUGCUCCCUGCCCCAGUUAACUAUUUUUUUAGCUAAGGAUUUGUAAGUUUGGCAUUGAUUGGUGCUGUGAGAGGGCAAUGAUUUUUUGGGUGCCUUCUUAAUAUGGUAGUAUGUAACAUAACAGAGCAAGGACUCAAAAUUCAUUUAUUUGAAUAUAUCACCCUAUUACAUGUUUGAAGUUGUUGGCUUUUGGAAAAACUAUCAGAUCCCUUAUUCAUCACAUUUCAUCAAUUCAAGUGAAUAAGCUAUUUGAAUAUUUAAUUUCUUAGAUGUAAGAAAGACUAAUUUCUAUCUUGCUAUUUCUAGAUACAACACAUUAGCAUUUAAACUCAAACUUGAUGAUAAAAGUUUUGGGAGUAUGAUGGUAUUUCUGUAUUUGGUAUAGCUAGGAUAGCUUGAGGUGAAGUGAAUUUUAGCAUGUCUGAAUUUUGUAGGGAUAUAGGGCAUUGAUAUAGUUGAGUUUUACAGUUGUAGUCCUAUUUUAAACAAUAAGCAUGAAUUCAAGAGUAAUGAAGUCUUCUUACAUACUCAGGUACUUUCUCUUGAUGAUUGAUGAGAGGUCAGCUUGGCCUCUCAAUGGCUUUAGUAGAUCCUAUCAGGGUUAGAAGGCUUUUAAAUACUGGCCAAGUUAUGGACUUUAUUUUUAAUUUUCAGAAGCCAACCUUAAGUUGGUGAACUCAAAAGAUAAAACUGAUUAAGGCAUGUGAUUUGUGGAGAGUAUCUUGUCUCCCUGUUGGAUUCUAGAGUUUUGAGUAGAUUCAAGAAGUUUAUGUAAAUGUUUUUAUAUUGGACAUUUAUAUUCAAGUAGCUGAAAAAAACUUUUAAAUAAAAACUUAGCUAAUUAGCAAUUUUAGGGAAUAAUGAAGUAAAUAAGUUGGCCUCCUCAAAAGAUUUUCCUCAGACACAUUUAAUUUCCAGGCUAGAUAAGUAAAGAUUCUAGGUUUCCUUUUUGCCUGGGUACCUUUAUUUAUACCUCAAGUCAAGUAGGUCCAUGAAAAUUGUGAGGGAAAUUAAGAUUUCUGGAACUCUAGCAAACCUUAAAUUAGGCAGGUGUGUAAUUAGUCAGCUAGCUCAAAUAUGGAAAAAUGUAACUAAACUGAGAGUUUUUACUUGGUAGAUGAAAUCUACUAUGAAACAUUUUUACUUUUCACCAAAACUGGUUAUAUAAAUUAAGAUUUUGAGCUAGAAGAUCUUUGGGAUCAUCUUUUUUAAGGCUUAUUUUGCAGAUGAACAAAACAACCCCAAAAUAAGCUGCCUGUGGCCUUAGGCAGUAAGUGACAAUAUCAGAAUUCUUAUAUGUCUUUGGAUAACAACUAAUGCUUGUGUAUAUGCACAUAUAUAUUGAAGCAAAAAUAUGCUGUAUUUUUGUGAUUUGAAUCAAAGAACUGUUGCAAAUCUUUUUUUCCACCAUUACCCAUUUUGUCGUAUUGGAAGGUUUGAUUAGUUGUAAAAGUAGAACACCUUUUGUGGUGUUGAUCAUUGGAAAAUCUAUAGGCACAUAUUGUGGAAUUGAAACUUUUAAGGGAAUGUGGAAUAUUUCUUACUGAUAAUCCCUAAAAUACUUCUGUCCAACGCUUUACAAAUAAUAUGUACUAAGCACCACUACCAUCCACAGUUGAACAUACUUUAUAAGAAAAAAUGAACUCACUCAAUCGGAUAUAUUUUUCAGUUCAGGUAAGAUUUUCCAAAUGUGAAACUACAGUGAUGAACACAUUUUUGUUAGCUACUUAUAUAGCAGCAUCUUAAUUGAAAGUAUAAUGAGGGCAGCUAGAUGGUUCAGUGGAUAGAGCACCAGUCCUGAAUUAGGGAGGAUCUGAGUUCAAAUCCAGUUUCAAUACUAUCUAGCUGUGUGACCUUGGGCAAGUCACUUGCCCCCCCCCCCCACAGAAAAAGUAAUGAUACUGCACAUGCACUUAAAGAAAGCAUCUUUUUGAGAUGAAUUUUAAACUAAAAAUAUUUUUUAGAAAUACUUUCAAAAGAUAUACUUUCUAUAUAUUCCCUUUAAAGAUCUGUGUCUGCCUUAAAAUAUGAAAAGCUGACAUGUUUAAAACUUAAAAGGUCUAAGUUAAAAUGUAUUUUAAUCCUUAAUUUUCAUAGUCUCAUUUGUUAGUGAAACAUUUAAAAAAAUUCUAAGCUAUAUUAGCUUUUCAUUUUUUAUUUUGAAGCUAUUCUCAUCAGAAAUUUGACAUUUCUAUCCCUGAUUUGCUUUCUUUUUUCAUUCCUUUAACUAGAAAAAAUAAUCUGUUUAUGUACGAAGUAUAAUUUGCCUGCUUAAUUAACUAUUACACUAUUAAUGCUUGUCUUUUAUUCAUUAGCUAAUGUAGUGGAUAGGAAACUCUGGUCAGCUUUGGAAUUUGGAAGACUCAGAUUCAGAUUUUACCUUUAAUGCAAACUGUGGGCAAAUCUUUUAACCUUAUAAUCCAUCCAAGAAACUCUUAAAUCCCUCUACUUCUAUCUCUGUAUCUCCCUUUCUCCCAUUCUCUCUGCCCCUCUGUCAUGUGUAUAUAUAUAUAACAUAUACACACAUAAAAAUUAAAAGUGUCAUUGGUGGAGGGAGUUGUCACUGUAGAAAUCACAGGAUUAUUAAAAAAAUUAAUGAGCUUUGAUAGACCUGUUAUAUAAAUUGAUGAUAAUUUUGCCUAUUGUAAUUGUUAGAUAUUUAAGGUGAAACUAUAUUAUUCAGCCUCUUUUAAGUUAGCCAUUUGGAAAAAAAAUACAUGUAUAUAUGCCUCAUGUAUUUAAUGUCUAAAAAGUCUUAGUUUUCAUUUCAAUAUUAAUUUUUCCAUUUGUUGAUGAAAUGGUAGAAUUUAAUAUACUGAAAUAGAAGAAUCUUUAGGUAGAAUUACUUCAUUGGAUAUUUUAUUCUCCUGUUUGGUUUAAAAAUCCAUUUAUAUGAUGUAUAAUUUUAUCUCUAAACAUGAAAUUGAACUUUGAGGAAGUAUCCAUUCUUGUCAAUGUAACUUCCACUUUUGAAGUACUGAAACCCUGCGCUUAUGCUGCAGCCUUUUUGUUCCUUUAUAUAGUCACAUGAAUUUUCUCCAGACGUGAUUUUUGGAUCUAGAAAGUGGGUUUUCUCACUACUAGUAGUCAGUAUGAUGAGAAUGCACUGUCUCUAUGGGCUUUGGAGGUUGGAUUUUUGCCCCAGCUUUCAUUGAUUUAUGUGACUUUAGCCAAUUAACCCUUCUGUUCCUCAACUUCAUCCACUAUAAAAUGGAGAUAAUGCUGCCUGCUCUACUUACCUCAUGCGAUUAUUAUGAGAAUCGUGGAAGAAUCAAUAUUUAUUUCAGAGUAUAAAGUACUAGAUUGUAAGGCAAGGUCCUGGAUUUAGAGAUGGACUAGUCCAACCCCUUUAUCACACACACACAUAUAUACUAAAAAGGAACUAAAGCUCAACCAGAAGUGAGAAGAGGAUACUUUGGCAAGUAGCUGAGCUGGAAUUUUCCCCAAUUCUUAAAUCUCUCCCCCUCCCCCCCCCCAUCCCAUCUCCCUUUUCUUCUUCCCUCUCUUCCCUUCCCUCUAUCCCUUUCUCUCCCUCCUUUUAUUCCCUCAGUCUCUCCCUCUUUCCCUUUCUUUCUCUCCCUUCCCCCCUCUUUCUCCCUCCUCCCUUCUCCCUCUCUCUCCUUCCCUUUAUAUCCCACAUUCUCUCUUCCUCCUUCCCCCUCUCUUCCUCCUUUUCCUCUUUCCCUCCCUCUUCCCCCCUCCCCCCCUUUCCUUUCUGACAUAACUUGGGUCAUUAAGAUAAAGCAUAGAGGAAUUCUAGAGAUCACCAGGCAGUACAAACUUUAUUGCUACCAAAUUUAGUUCCAUUGCUAAUCAAAAGUAGAAACCAUUGGUUAUUUUUACAAGUGAUUUUGUCUACUGGUUGUCUGAUUUUCUAUUUAAAUUUAUAAAGAGAAAUAGUAAAAAAUUUCUGGUUUAUGUAAUAGAAAUAUGAAUUGUGUGAAAGCACAAAUUUUCACCAAAUUUCUGUGCAGUGUAGCCAUAAUAGUGACUAAAAAAAGGGGAAAAAAAGAUGAAAAACAGCAUGACCAAAAAACUUUGUCACUUUAAAGCAUGGAAUAAAAAAAAUAUAAAUAUAUAUAUAGAGAGAGAGAGAGAGAGAGAAAUGGUAUCUUUCUUUUUUAAGGUACAUAUGUUAAGAGAUAAACCCCUUUGUUUUAUAGAAUGUUAAUGGAUUCAGGAGGAUCCCCUUAAGCACUUAUUAACAACACAUUGUUUAAAAUAAAAUGAAGUACACCUGUAACAAACACAGCCCCUGUGGCUGUGAUACUAGACUUAUUUCCUUUGUUCUUUAGUAGUUCACUCCUGUCCAAUUCUUGGUGACAGUAUGGAUCAUAGCAUGCCAAUAUUGUCCGUGGGGUUUUCUUUGUAAAGAUACUGAAAUGGUUUACCAUUUCCUUCUCCAUUACUAUUUCCUACUGUGAACAAUUCCAAGGGGUGAGAGGUUAUGUAUUAGACACUUAAGUGUUUAAAAUUCAAGCUUGAAGAUCAAAUGUUAAAUUUGAAUGAAAGUAAAAGGAAAAUUCUGAAAUAUUUUUUGGAGAAAAAAAGGUGUAAUGAAAGGUAGAUAAAAUCACUUGGUAUAAAUUUUAUCUUUUGAGCUAAUCAAAGAAAGUUUUUGUACACUGUGCCUUGUAAUUUUGAUCUCUAUAGUUUAAAAUUCAUUCUCUAUAGUUGAAAUUUUCAAGAUAUUGAAUCACCUUGAUUUUGAAAUACUGACCUGAUUGGGGGAGAGGGGGAGUACAGGAAACAAAUGCUCAGGCCAUCUAAUGCCAUUAUUGCCCAUUGAUAAUAUUGAAGCUACAAUACCAAAAUUUAAGUUUCAUACAUCACUGAAAAACGGUGAAAUUCUCUAUUGUGAUUAUGAAUUCUUAGAAUUUGAGAAUUACAAUUUGAGAUCAUUCAGCCUUUUAUAACUAGAGACAUUAGCCCAGAGGUAGUGAAUUUCUUAGUUUAAGACUUGUGGAUUUUAGGUAAAUUAUAGUGAAAGGCACCAUUACAUUUGUCAUCACUUUCUAUUGUAGUAUAAGACAUUUUCAUUGGAGAACUACUCAUGUUUUUGUUUUAAUUAUCUGGUCUGAUUUAUUAAAUUAUAAGUGAUGUAACUAUAAUAGUAUUAUCAAUUAAGUUUUUUUUUUUUUUUAAAUUAAUAUUCAGCAGAAUUUUUCCCCCCCCUGUUUUGGUUGAAUUUUUUCAAUGAGGGUCUAGUUGAGGUGAUUAUUACUAUUUCGUUUUUAAGAUGUAUAGAUGCUCGAGUUAUGUUUUAAAUAUUUUUAAAGAGCUUUCACAUUUGAAGGCAUAAUGUAAUAAUUUCUUUUUCAAAGUUUGGGAGUUAACAUUCCUGUAUUUCAGUUGAAGCUGAAACUGACAAGCUUAACUUUCCCAGUGUUUCCCAGUGUUAAAUAUAACAACUGGAUUUGAAUGACAAAUCAAGGAGUUUAAUUUGAUUUAAAAAAAAAAGCCAAAUCAUUACCUCUUUAUCCUUACUAUAUUAAGAAGUGAUAACUGGAGAUUACGAUGGUAUUACAACAUAAUGUUUUUUGUGUUUUGACCUCAGACGAUAGCUUCCUUCAUAAUAUGUUAGAUUUUAUCACUGAAAAGCCAAAUUAGAAGUGAUUUCAUGGAUAUUAUUGAAUUUGUAGUAGGACUUACAGAAAAUAGCAUAAAUGUGAAAAUGAGCCUCUUUAGGAAGUUGUUGCAUAGUCUCAGAAAAGUCUAGCUCUUUUGAUCUUGGAUACAAUUUAGGCAAGGAUGUUUAAUUGUAUGACUUUAAACUUCUUUGUAAGUUUAAAAUUCAUGUAAUACUGAAAUGUUACCAGUGAAGUUUGCAAGAGAUUUCCAUCUUGAGGCAUCAUUGUUGGGAUCCAUUUUGAGUUUGCUAAGCCUCACGUUCCAAGAUGUAGUUAUAGUUUGAUUGCUAGAAAGAACUUUCCCUCAAAAUUUGAGUUCGUCAAAGAUUUGUUGUUAUACUUUUAUAGCUUUAAAAAUCCUUCUAAUCCUAUGGCAGAUAGGAAGAUAUUCCAGAUGUGAUUAUGCAUGUGUUAUGUAUGUUGAAGAAGUCUAGUGCAGCAGGAAUAUAGUAGUUGCUUUUCCUGUUGCUUCUGUAAAACAAAGUAUUUGCUUUAUUAUAAAUUUACCACCGUAGAUGUGUAUUUAUAUGUAUUUCAAAAACUUUAAAAUUACUUAAAUGGAUUAUUUAAAAUUAUCAAAAGAUGCUUUUGUUGAAUGGAUCUGUACCAAACUUCUUGAGCUAAAAGAUUAUUUCAAAGAUGAACUUUAAGGUUCCUUAAAUUAAUGGGGAAGUCCAUAUGAGAUGUAAAAAGUUUUUCUGAUCUUCCUUUUAAGAAAUUUGGAAAUUAAAAGAAGUCUGUAUGUGAGAAACAACUAUUUUGGAAAUAGUUCCACUAUUUCCACUAUUAUGUCUGAUAAGCCAUGUAACUAAUGAAUGAUUAGCAAUAUCUGACUAAUCAAUGAGGGAGAAGAAAAGAAAUAAAUUUUUUUUUUGUGUGAAGAGUCUUAAAUUUAGGAAUCAAAUCAUAGCUAAGAUUGAAAACUACAGUAGGAGAGUUUUUUAAAAUCAAAAAUAAACAAUGUGUAGUUUGCUUAUCUGUUUUCCUAGAUGAUGGAGAUUCCUUAGAAAUAGUAGAUACUACCUACAGUUAAAAUAGCUUUUAUAGGUGUAAUUGAAAUUUGAUUCCUCAAGAGUGUUAUUUAGAUUGUUUAGUUUCAAAAUGUCUUAAGCAUGUGAAGUGUAUUUAUAAAUCUUGAUUAAAGCCUCUUAACUAAA